GCGAAGCUCCUGACAGUCACACACGUCCGACUCUUUUUCAGGAAUUUUCUUAAGAUUAAAGAUGACUUGUGUAUACGAGGAUUUCGAUUCUACAUUCGCUUCAGUAUGCAGCGACGUGACACUAUACUCCAAUAAGCAAGGAUUUUUCAAAGAACUUGUUGAGGAAAUUGUAUCUUUAGCAGAGGUCAAUGGCUGGUUGAGCAAAUUCGAAGAAAUCGUGGACAAAGAAAAGGUCACCGCAGUAUUAGAAAAUCAAACAGUAAUGGAUGCACUAAAGGAAGUUUUGUCAAGAAUACAACCUAUGUUUCGAGGUAAAGAUGCUAGAACAUCACAUGAGAAGCGAUUAUUGGCCCAAACUGCUCUUAAGGAGGGAAACCUGAUAAAGAGUUUAGCUCUUGCCAGCCAAGCGGUUCUCCGUGCACCAAUGACCGGAGCCGAUGAAGUCAUAGACAAUGGAAUAUCUUUAGCUCUUGCACUCUGGCUUCGUUCCGAUAUACUUCUUAAUUUAAAAAGACCCGCUGCCGCCUUGGAAGAUUUAAAAUUAGCGCUCAAAGAAAGACUGCCCGUUCGAAUGAGAGCCGAAUAUUAUUGGAGGAUGGGUCAUUGUUACAAAGAUACUGGAGAACCAACUCGAGCCAAGGUAUCCUACGAAUUAGCUGGAAGGCUCCUGGGAAACAAUGAACAAGCUAAAAUUCAACUAGCUAAAGAUAUUGAUGCUCUUGAUUAUUCAGACAAACCUAAACAUCCUCCUGAUAGGUCAGAUGUAUCAGUAACGGGUGGUGCAAAGCAAAAUAUACCAGCCUUGUCUAAAUUGUUGAAAAUUGUAGAAGAAGAAGAAAAGGGCCGCUUCGCAAUUGCUGAUGCAAAAAUUAAAACUGGCGAUAUUCUAUUAGUGGACAAUCCAUAUGCCGCUUGUCUUCUAUCAGAUUUUUAUGGUUCUCAUUGCCUUCAUUGUUUUAGACGAUUAGACGACAAUACAGAAAGUGCUGCAGUUUGGUGCCCAAACUGCUCUGGAGUGGCAUUUUGUUCAGACAAAUGUCGCGAUGCAGCUGUCUCUACCUACCAUUCAUAUGAAUGUCAAUUUUUAACACUUUUCAUAGGUUCAGGAAUGUCAGUACUCAGCCAUAUUGCACUCCGCAUGAUAACACAAGCUGGUCUAGACACGAGUCAACAAAUUCACUCCAAGUAUUUGGGCGAAGUGAAAUCCGUUGAAAGUAUUGUCUUAAACGAUAUCGAAGGAGUCAAUAAAAAAAAUAAAAUUAAAAGCAGAAAGGAACGUUUACAUCGUACAAAGAAAGGCUUAAAAGGCUUUGAAGACAAAAAUUCAAAUAACGAAGAAAUUGAAUCGAAAAUUGAGGACAAAACGACCUAUCACGAAAAAUUAGAAAUGACAGCUGCACAAAUUUACUCACUGUGCUCGCAUUCAAGCCAGAGAAAGGGAACAGAUUAUCUGAAGAGGAUAAUCAUGGGGCUAUUCCUUACCGAGUGUUUGAAAAGAAGCGGGUUUUUCAAAGACUGUACAAAGGAUAAUUUACAAAAAGCCGAAAAAGUCAUCUGCGAAUUGAUCGUUCGCAAUUUGCAAUUACUUCAGUUUAAUGCUCACGAGAUUUACGAAACCGUCCAUGGCCAACACUUGUUUAACGGCUCUAAACCUAUUUACAUUGCAGUCGGUAUAUAUCCAACAGGAGCGUUAUUUAAUCAUGAAUGUUAUCCCGCUGUAGCUCGAUAUUUUGAUCAACAAAGAAUAGUACUACGUGCGAUACGCCCACUGCAACCUGGUGAAGUUGUUUCUGAAAAUUAUGGACCUCAUUUUUUGAUGCGUAAUCUUAAAGAACGACAGAGAAUGUUAGCUUGUAGAUAUUGGUUCCGAUGCGAUUGCGUUGCUUGCAAAGAAAACUGGCCAACCCUAAAGCAAAUGAAAGCGGAAUCGUCUUUAUACCUCAGAUGCCCUAAUGGAAGCUGUACUGGAAAAUUCAAAUGGACUAAAAAUCCACCAAACAGAUGUUACAAAUGUGCCAUAGCUAUAAAUAAAGAUUUAAUAAAAACAUACGCAGAAGAUAUUGAUAAAUUCCUAUCUCAAUACCAGAAAGGAGCGUCGCUUAUGGACGAAGAGAUGCCUGAUGAAGCUAUAAAAAUAAUGUCAGAAGCCGUUGAUGAUUUCUACAAUGUCGCACGGCCUCCCCAUUGGGAAACUCACAUUGCGCAAGAAUCGCUUAGGUCAUGUUUUGCGAUUUCGGGAAACAUUCACACCGUACAAAAUGAACCAGAACAAAAAUAAAUAAUUUGUUGUUUUCAAUUUCAAGCAGCCCAUUCAAAAAAAAACUUUACACACUCUUUUUUAAACUAAAUGCAUUUUUAUAAUAAAAUGUCUGUUAAAUAU
Nymphalis io (European peacock) is the source of this 2380-nucleotide messenger RNA. It is a transcript of the gene Smyd4-2, whose product is annotated as SET and MYND domain-containing protein 4. The transcript is spliced from 13 exons. NCBI's taxonomy places the organism in Eukaryota, Metazoa, Arthropoda, Insecta, Lepidoptera, Nymphalidae. The record is from RefSeq and is a predicted model, not a curated record. Bases 62 to 2278 code for a protein of 738 amino acids. Gene Ontology annotation, molecular function: protein binding.